Molecule: messenger RNA, 2506 nt
Organism: Paramisgurnus dabryanus
Lineage: Eukaryota; Metazoa; Chordata; Actinopteri; Cypriniformes; Cobitidae
Source: RefSeq, a predicted model, not a curated record
GGUCGCAUCUAGAAAAGCGCGCCCAGAUAGCGCGCCUAAAACGCAAUGAUUCAUGGGUUUUGUAGUUGUACAUAAUUAUAGUCUUUACACUCAAUCUUGUACUUUUUAAUUUUUUCUUUUUUUUUAAAUAUUUUUUCUUCAAUUGAAACUGUAAUCCUGCCAUUUGGCCGAUUUAGUUAAUGGUUAUAUUUAGUUAAUGGUUAGAACGCUUCAACCCAAAUUAAAAAAAUAUAUUGAUACUUCCGGAUCCCGCGCCGGAAGAGCAGGCAGUGGCACUGAUGCAGCAGAUGCACUCGAGGCUCCGCUUCAGUAACGGUUGGACUUAAAGCGAGCGAAGUUUGGUUGAAGAACAAAAGACCUGAGUAAAGCCACGGUAUGGAAAAAACUUGGAUGUACAAUGAUAGGGGUAAUUCACGAAGAAGGGCAUUAAGGCUAGUCGGUAAACUAAUGGAAAAUGAGCACCAUAGGGAAGGAGCCAUGAAUGAUGAGACAACUGGUUAUGUUGAUGAUGCAGAGGAAUCUGACAUGCAAAUUAGUGAUGAAAGUGAUGAGGAUCUAGUUGAUGGCAUUGAUGAUGAGGAAGUACAUGAAAAGACUGCAGCUUCUGUUAAAGAUCUUCCUGAUCUUGGAGAACAGUGUAGUGAGAUGGAUGGUGAUUUGCAGAGUUCUCUGGCAGACUGGGCAAUUGAAUUUGGAAUAUCUCUUAUAGCUCUGUCAGCGCUUCUCAGUAUCCUCAAAAUCUAUCAUCCCUCUCUACCAAAGGAUGGACGAACGUUGCUGAAAACAAAUUUAAGCUUUAAAAUUAGCAGUGUAGCUGGUGGAAUGUUCCAUUAUUGUGGAAUUCUGAAUUCUAUUAGGACAAUUCUAGAUGCAAUUUGGUCUAAUGUGCCAGACAGACAUGUUUUUAAACUACAGUUGAAUUUUGAUGGUCUGCCCCUCUUCAAGAGUACUUCUACACAGUUUUGGCCAAUUCUUGGUUUGUUGCAAGGAUACACCAAGAAACCAAUUUUGAUUGGAUUGUUUUGUGGUACUUCUAAGCCAAAUUCAUUGAAUGAAUAUCUUCAUGAUCUGGUUCAAGAGCUGAAAUUGUUGAAAGAUGGGUUUCUAUUCAAGCAGAAAACCUUCUUUUUGAAUGUUGGUUCUGUUGUGUGUGACACCCCAGCCCGAGCCUUCAUCAGAGGUGUAAAGUCCCACACUGCAUAUUAUGGAUGUGACAAGUGUCACCAAUUAGGUGUCCGAAAAUCAAAUAGAAUGACAUUUCCUGAGGUCAAUGCAAGGCGCAGAACUGAUGAUAGUUUUAGGCAAGAAACAGAUGAAGAACACCAUGUCCAACACUCACCUUUUACAGAGGUUGGCAUUGACAUGAUCACUUGUUUUCCAUACGAUUAUAUGCAUCUUGUUUGUCUGGGUGUAAUGAGGCGUCUCUUAGACUUGUGGAUCAGCACCACUGGUCCCAUGCACUGUCGCAUUUCAUCUAGUCAAGCUUCCAUGGUUUCAGACAGACUUCUUGCACUGAGAAAUUACAUACCAACCGAGUUUGCUCGAAGGCCACGGGCUCUGAUUGAACGAUGUAGGUGGAAAGCCACCGAACUACGCCAAUUCUUGCUGUACACUGGUCCAGUUGUGCUGAGAGGUGUUCUACAGCCUCAGAUCUAUGACAACUUCAUGCUGUUGUCAGUAGGUGUGUACAUUUUGGCAAGUCCAAAAUAUUGUUUGGAGUUGAAUGACUUGGCUAAAACUCUGUUGGUGUCAUUCGUUGAACACUUUGGCCAGCUUUACGGUGAGGAGUUUUUGGUUUAUAAUGUUCAUGGUCUGGUGCAUCUCAGUGAAGAUGUCAAAGUCCACGGCAAUUUAGACCUUAUAUCAGCAUUUCCCUUUGAGAGCUUCUUAGGAAAACUAAAAAAAUUGGUUCGAGGGCCACUUAAUCCUUUGACUCAGGUAAUGCGCAGAUUAUCAGAGAUGGAAAAUGGCAGCUACAGUCCUGAUGUUAAAGAGGCAACUCAAAAACUGGAAAAUGAGCACAUGGAUGGGCCAGUACCAGAAUGCUUCUCACGACAAGUUCGUCAAUAUAAAGGGCUUGUUUCAGAUGAUGUAGUUGUGAAGGUCAAAGAGAGAGAUUGUUGCAUCAAAAUUGAAAACAAGUUGGUGUUGGUCCAGAACAUUGUUGAGGAUAAAGGAGUAGUGUACAUUGUGGCCAAUGAAUACAAACAGGUGGAACACUUCUUUAAAUAUCCUAUUGACUCAAGAGAGCUGGGAAUUUAUGUUGUUUCUAACCUCUCUACUAACAUCAAAAGUUUCAUGAUUCGAAAUAAGCCCCAGAAGUUUGUGAGAUUACCAUUCCAAAACCGAUUUGUUGUUGUUCCACUAUUGCAUUGAGACAAAUAGCCCUUUUAGUUUAGUAUUUCAGUUAGCUAAAGAGUAUGUUUUGAUUUGUUUUAUCUUUAGAUGUUUCACAUAGUUGUUUUUGACAACACCAAUGAGGUAGAAGUUGUGCCUUCCAGCUGGA